Mytilinidion resinicola is the source of this 1180-nucleotide messenger RNA. Its product is annotated as putative pathogenesis associated protein Pep2. The transcript has 3 exons. The record is from RefSeq and is a predicted model, not a curated record. Lineage: Eukaryota; Fungi; Ascomycota; Dothideomycetes; Mytilinidiales; Mytilinidiaceae. The coding region runs from base 254 to 955 and encodes 233 amino acids.
GUUCCACAAUGGGCGGAAUUAGUUCCAUUGGAGGGGAAGUACGAAGUAGUGCCCCACAUCUCCACUACCCCUCCACCCGUCCCCUGAACUCUCCUGAAAGUUUAUCCCGCCUUACUUCCACUACACUAAAACAGACCUUGAGUAAAUAUGCCAAAAUACUACUACAACCCCAUUGACUCUCUUAGUUCUAAUUCCUGGAACACCAUCAAUCCCUUCAUCCUGAGUGACACUUUCUUAGCUAUACAAUCACAAAAUGCCAGACCUCCACACCCUCCCCGCGGGCUCCUAUCCCACCAAAGCCGUGAGAAACAACGGCUCCGACAACCUCGCCCUCGAGCGCUUCAAGCUGCGAGAAUUGGCUGAGGGAUGGCCUAUGUACCGCGACGCAUGCGAAUGGGAGAACCUCCUCUCCAUCUUCCACCCCUCGGCCUACAUCUACACGACCUGGACUGGGCGCACGCACCACCUCGACUUCAUCGCGGCGUCCAAAGCCGGCAUGGACAAGGGCGCAUUCAUCAUGCACCGGUGCCACGGGUCGUCUACGGACAUCAACGUCGAAGCGACGCGGGCGGUGACGAAGAUGAAGGCGACGAUCACGCAGCGGUUUGAGAUCGAGGGGUGUGAGGUUGACGCGGAGAGCGACUGUCGGUUCUGCUUUUUCUGGGAGAAGCAUGAAGGGGAGUGGAGGGCGAUGUUUGUGCGGCAUUGGUACGAGAAAGAUAAACUGAUCCCAAUAAACCCGAACAAGGUGCCGAAGUUGGACGAGGCGAAACUGGCGACGUAUCCGAGCGGGUAUCGCUAUCUGGCGUACUGCCAGGAGCUCACGAUGGGCGUGAAGGUGAUGUUGGACAUGCCGGGACACAGGCGGGAAGGCGAUAGUGUGUGUGGGAAGAAGCAUGAUCAACUGUACUGGCAGUGCCAGCAGUGGGUUGAGGGUGAGAAGGUAGAUAUUUGAUUUAGCUUUGUAUCAUAAAGGCCUUUGCAUGAGGACCUUAUUGAGUGUGUACGAAGUAGCUGACGGUUGUGUGUGUCAUGCAGCUUGUCGUUUUGGUGGAAGAUGCGAAUUUUGCGAGGCUGAAGAUGUAAAGUCGCUAUUACGGCCGUUGCGUGGAUGCGUUCAAGAUUCAUAGUCGAAUUUACUUAAGCGUAUUGACAUAUAUACGUUAGUCUAGUUGACGAU